UGCAUUUGUUGCUGCUUUAAAGGAAUUCUGUUUGUUUACAGGUGUCAGCUGUGAUGCAUGUUUAAAAGGAAAUUUUCGUGGCCGACGAUACAAGUGUUUAAUUUGCUACGAUUACGAUCUAUGUGCAACUUGUUAUGAAAGUGGUGCAACAACGACAAGGCAUACAACUGACCAUCCCAUGCAGUGCAUACUAACAAGAGUAGAUUUUGAUUUGUACUAUGGUGGAGAAGCUUUCUCUGUAGAGCAGCCACAGUCUUUCACUUGUCCUUAUUGUGGAAAAAUGGGUUAUACGGAAACAUCUCUUCAAGAACAUGUUACUUCUGAGCAUGCAGAGACAUCAACAGAAGUGAUUUGUCCAAUAUGUGCAGCAUUACCUGGAGGGGAUCCAAAUCAUGUCACAGAUGACUUUGCGGCUCAUCUGACACUGGAACACAGAGCUCCUAGAGAUUUAGAUGAAUCCAGUGGUGUUCGACACGUACGUCGGAUGUUCCACCCGGGCCGGGGUUUGGGAGGCCCCCGUGCACGCAGAUCAAACAUGCACUUUACUACCAGUUCCCCUGGUGGGCUUUCGUCUUCUCAAAGUUCGUAUUCUCCAAGCAAUAGAGAAGCUAUGGAUCCUAUAGCUGAACUUUUAUCUCAGCUAUCAGGCGUAAGGCGUUCUGCAGGAGGACAGCUCAACUCCUCUGGCCCUUCUGCCUCUCAGUUACAGCAGCUGCAGAUGCAACUGCAGUUGGAACGACAACAUGCACAGGCAGCAAGACAACAACUGGAGACUGCACGUAAUGCAACUAGACGCACCAACACGAUCAAUGUCAACACUGCUAUGACACAAUCUGCAACAGCAACCAACACAGCUAACACAGAAAACAGUCAGCAGACUAUCCAGAAUUCCCAGUUUCUUCUUACAAGGUGA
This is a messenger RNA of Merops nubicus (carmine bee-eater), 913 nucleotides long. It is a transcript of the gene KCMF1, whose product is annotated as potassium channel modulatory factor 1. Gene Ontology annotation, cellular component: plasma membrane. The record is from RefSeq and is a predicted model, not a curated record. Gene Ontology annotation, biological process: synaptic signaling. NCBI's taxonomy places the organism in Eukaryota, Metazoa, Chordata, Aves, Coraciiformes, Meropidae. The transcript has 5 exons. The annotation marks the transcript as partial. Gene Ontology annotation, molecular function: zinc ion binding.